Pygocentrus nattereri (red-bellied piranha) is the source of this 1583-nucleotide messenger RNA. RefSeq names its product secretory phospholipase A2 receptor-like. The transcript is spliced from 5 exons. The record is from RefSeq and is a predicted model, not a curated record. Lineage: Eukaryota; Metazoa; Chordata; Actinopteri; Characiformes; Serrasalmidae. The coding region runs from base 108 to 1199 and encodes 363 amino acids.
GUUUGAACAUUUCCAACUCAUUCAACAGCUAGAGCUCCAUCAGCAGAUGCUGUAUUUUGAACAUAUGGGGCAACAACUCCGCACUGGUGGGAGCGUUUGAUGUUACCAUGGUAACCUUACCUGUCUUCCUCCUCCUUUUAUCAGUUUUUCCUCCUGCAGAUCAGAGUCGUCUCAGAACUUUCCACAUCAUUGAGAAGAGUUUGACUCAGUCUGAGGCUCAAGCAGCUUGCAGAGCAAAGUACACUGACCUGGUCACUGUGUACAGUGAUGAAGACAACUCUGCACUGACUAACCUGAUUAAUCUCAUUAAUGACCCUACUGUAACUGCUUGGAUUGGUCUGAACCGCAGUCAGUCCAUCAGUGAUAAAUGGUCUAAUGGAGAUGAUUUUACAUUCAGCAAUCUGACAGGGGUCUGUGGGUCAGGGUCCUGCUGUGCUGCUAUGAAGGCUGAUGGUUCAUGGGAAAAUCUUCAGUGCACUGAGAAAAGAAAUUUCAUGUGUUAUAAGCGAGAUACUGACCCCACCCUCAAGUAUUAUUUCAUCUUUGACUCUUUGAGCUGGUUUGAAGCUCAGAGGUACUGCAGGACGAGCUACACUGAUCUGGUCAGCAUCAGAGAUCAGAACCAGAAUGAAGCAGUGAGGACAGAAGGGCCGAACAGCAGCAUGUCCUUCUGGAUCGGCCUGCUGCGCGAUGAAUGGGAGUGGACUGAUGGAGGACGCUCUGCCUACAGAAACUGGGAGAUUUAUCAGCCUUGGUCAACGGGAGACUGUGUGCGAAUGAAAGACGGGAAAUGGGAACCAAAGCCGUGCAGUUAUUCUUAUUCUACUCUGUGCUACAGCACACUCAUCCAUGUCAGUGAUGACUUUAUGAGCUGGGAGAACGCUGUGGAUUACUGCAAGAAAGAUAAUAGAAAUAAUAUUCUGCGCAUUGAGUCUCACCUGGACCAGAAAGAGGUGGAGUUUGAGCUCAGGAGGAGGCGUGUCUCUGGGCCUUUGUGGGUGGGGCUUGGACAGAGUCGACUCUCUGAGCUGCUGAAGUCCAAUAAACUGGCUUUGGGACCCCGAACCAACUGGAAUGAAGGACAGACAGAGCCUCCUCAGUCCCUCAGCUGUCCUGGUACAGACACUGUGGAGAAAACAUUUAGGCAGAAGACGGACGUUUCUGCUCUAAGACCUGUUUGUGAAGUUAAACAACCGUAAAAAAGCCAGUUUUUUCAGUCCUGGAAGAACAGAGUGCUGGACAGUUUAGUGUUUUCACAGCUCUGACUCACUUGUUCCCGUCAACAUGCACUAGUUGAAUCAGGUGUGAUCGGACAGAUAAAACACUAAACUGUACAGAAACGCUUGUGUUUAUGUUUAGUGCCUUAUAUCCUUCACUCUUUAUUUUAAACGGAAACUGCAAAAUGUUAGUUUUGUUUACCCCUGUCUCAUGUAACGUAUCCAGCAUUGCUUUUCUGCAUUUUAUUUAGCUUUUUCAAUUAGCUUUAGACAAUGACUUUAGGAACAGCUUGGAUUUUAUUAGUGGCAGAUUAGCUACUAAUACUGUUUUAUUUUUUAAAUGACUUAUUUACUUACUUAAUUUAA